This is a messenger RNA of Pogoniulus pusillus (Red-fronted tinkerbird), 4264 nucleotides long. RefSeq names its product heparanase 2 (inactive) (gene HPSE2). The record is from RefSeq and is a predicted model, not a curated record. Gene Ontology annotation, cellular component: extracellular matrix; membrane. The transcript has 12 exons. Gene Ontology annotation, biological process: extracellular matrix organization. Bases 1756 to 3504 code for a protein of 582 amino acids. NCBI's taxonomy places the organism in Eukaryota, Metazoa, Chordata, Aves, Piciformes, Lybiidae. Gene Ontology annotation, molecular function: hydrolase activity, acting on glycosyl bonds.
GAUUUCCGCGGGACGCGGCGCUGGUCGCGGAUUUAACUGGGACUCUGGGCCGAGUUAUUGCUUUUUGUUCUGGGUUCCGCUGAACAAACCAAGCUUCUGGACCUAUCACCGUGGAAAACACUGGAUCCGCUUCCUCCACCUCUCGGGCCCCAGCGGGGGUAGAACGAGGUGCACAGGUGGCUCCGCACGGGCACUGGGAGGAGCGGGAGCGAGAUCUCGCCGCGGGGAGCCGUGACGGGACAGUACACUGCCCGGGACGGCUGCCCUGAAGCCCUUGUCUCUAGUACCGGACCCUGGCCGGGCUUCCCGAGGCCAUUGGGCGAGUCUCCGCCGUCCGGCCACCUCUUCUGCUGCGGCUUCGUGCGGGGAGAGAUUUGUGCCUCCAUCACGGACGUCCCCAGCUUCCCGCACCCCCGGAACCUCCCCGACCUCGGCGUGCGUGGUGUCUGCAGGUGGGUGUUGGCUCUCCCGCCUGGCUGGACCCCUCACCAGCAGAUGGAGCUGCGGGCACCUAUCCCCGGGGCUGCGGGGCCCCCAUGGACCGCAGUGGGGCCGACGGAUGUUGCUGGGUCAGACACCGGCACCGCUGCCUUGCGGGGGAUCCGGAGUGGGUAACAGCGGCGGCGAAGGGCCCGGGUAGGACGUUUUACAUGUCCCAGAGAUCAUCGGCUGCUGGUGGAAAAGUAUGCCCUGUUUGGGUGGGCACUCCCUGUCCUUGACCAUGGCUCCCGGGCCAUCCACCGAUCCCGGGCCCUGUGCCACCAGACUGCGCUUAGCGCCGACACUCACGGCCGCUGGCAGCUCUGGAGCGCACCGAGCCCGAACCGUGCAGGCUGACCCGCCAGCAGCGGCCGUGGGCUGGCCUCGGCACAGGGCACACUGUCGUUUCCAUCGAAUUGCGUUAUUCUGAGCACCUCCAAUGCGGAUGUUUCCGCACUGGGCGCUGCUGCCGCCGCCCCCCUCCAUUCCCCGCUGCCAGUCGGACACCGCUGGGCCUCGAGGCCGGUGUGAGAGUGCGGCUGGCCGCUCAAUUCGCCGCGUCCCGGUUCUCCGUGGUGGCCACUCGGCUUCCGCGCGCGGCCCAGGACGAACUGCUGUCUCUGUGCGGGGCGAACGCAGCGUGUCGCACCGGGACGCCUGCUGCCACUCCGGCCGUCGGGUCCCACGAAGCCGUCAGCGUUCGGCCCCUAUGGCAUUGCUUAGCGCUGUGGGACCCGUCUCGGCCUCGGCUCGGGGCGAGCUCUCCCUGCCAGCAGUGCUUUCUUUUCGGGGUGAAUAACCCUCCCUUUCACCCGAACAGGGCCGCCUCCGCUGCCUUACCACCUCGGGCGUUCCUGCAGCCGGUGACAAGCUAGGGCCGUGCUCUCCGGUGUCUCCAUGUCUCGGUUUUGCGCGGUGCGGGAGUUCCAGCGGCCGAGAGCGGCUGCCGGUGGACGGCGGAGCCAGCGCAAAGCGAAAGCUCGGGACUGCGGUGGGCCAGGAGGCCCCGAGCUGAGGGGGUUAAACCAGGAGCCUCCCCCUUACCUUCAAAAAGUUAAAAAUGUCUGGAGCCUGCAUCUCUUAAAGGGGCGGUGCUGGCUGCAAGGAGUCUUGGCACCGGCUGCGAGAAAGGCUGGUCAGGGGCGUGAGUUCCCCUCCACCAGCACCAAAACAUUGCAAAAAAAGGCAGAGCGCCCCACACUUUAGAUAAGGACAAUUAGCUACCAGCGAGCCCCUGCAGACAGCGAGUUAAUUAGGGGUUUCCUGCUCUCCGGCAUGCCCUGUCCCAGCUCCUGCCCCCCCGGGCUCUUAGCCCUGAUGGCACCUGGGCUAGCUCUCAUGGCCACUUUCUCAUUGCCCUCCCAGGCCGGGGACAGGAGAGCGCUGCCGGUGGAGAAAACUUCAAGUGUGAGAGGAAGAACUCUCAUUCUCCUUGAUGUCAACACCAAGAGCCCUGUCAGGAUAAUCAGUGAGAAUUUCCUCUCCCUGCAGCUGGACCCCUCCAUCAUUCAUGAUGGCUGGCUCGAUUUCUUAAGCUCCCGGCGGCUGGUGACUCUGGCGCGGGGCCUGGCCCCCGCCUUCCUGCGCUUCGCGGGCAAGAGGACGGACUUUCUGCAGUUCCACAACGUGAAGAACCCAGCUAAAAGCCGUGGCGGGCCCGGCCCGGACUACUACCUCAAGAACUACGAGGACGACAUUGUUCGCAGUGAUAUUGCCCUGGAUAAGCAGAAAGGCUGUAAGAUCGCCCAGCAUCCUGACAUAAUGUUGGAGCUACAGAGGGAAAAGGCAGCUCAGAUGCACUUGGUUUUGUUAAAGGAGCAGUUUUCAAACACAUACAGCAACCUCACAUUAACAGCCAGGUCUCUAGACAAACUCUAUAACUUUGCUGACUGCUCUGGCCUUCACCUGAUCUUUGCACUGAAUGCUUUGCGCCGAAAUCCCAACAACUCCUGGAAUAGCUCCAAUGCCCUCAGCCUGCUGAAGUACAGUGCCAGCAAGAAGUACAACAUCUCCUGGGAGCUGGGCAAUGAGCCCAAUAACUAUCGGACCCUGAUGGGCCGCUCAGUGAACGGCAGCCAGCUGGGGAAGGACUACGUUCAGCUGAGAAGCCUGCUGCAGCUUAUCCGCACUUACUCCAAAGCAAACCUCUAUGGACCAAACAUUGGGAGGCCCAGAAAGAAUGUCAUUGCCCUCCUGGAGGGGUUCAUGAAAGUGGCUGGCAGCACUGUGGAUGCCGUUACCUGGCAACACUACUACAUUGACGGAAGAGUGGCCAAAGUGACAGACUUCCUGAAAACACGCCUGCUAGACACGCUCUCUGACCAGAUCAGGAAAGUCCAGAAGGUAGUGAACACAUACACACCAGGGAAGAAGAUCUGGCUGGAAGGUGUCGGUGCGACCUCGGCUGGAGGCAUGAACAACCUCUCCGAUUCCUAUGCGGCCGGGUUCCUGUGGCUGAACACACUGGGCUUGCUGGCCAGCCAGGGCAUCGAUGUGGUGGUGCGGCACUCCUUUCUUGACCAUGGCCACAACCACCUGGUGGACCAGAACUUCAACCCAUUGCCGGACUACUGGCUGUCCCUGCUCUACAAGCGCCUCAUCGGCCCCAAGGUGCUGGCAAUCCACGUAGCUGGUCUCCAGAGAAAGCCCAGGCCUGGCAGGGUGAUUCGCGACAAGCUCCGCAUUUACGCUCACUGCACCAGCUACCACAAUCACAACUAUGUCCGAGGGUCCAUCACCCUCUACAUCAUCAACCUGCAUCGCUCCCGGAAGAAAAUCAAGCUGGCGGGAACACUGAGGGAUAAGAUCGUCCACCAGUACCUGCUGCAGCCCUAUGGCAAGGAUGGACUCCACUCCAAGUUGGUCCAGCUCAACGGGCAGCCACUAGCCAUGGUAGACGAUGGAACCCUCCCUGAGCUAAAGCCUCGUCCGCUGCGGGCUGGCCGCACCCUUGUCAUCCCCCCACUGACCAUGAGCUUCUACGUGGUGAAGAAUGUGAAUGCUCUGGCGUGCCGGUACCGAUAGCCUUGGGCCCAGAAUGGACCUGCAGCCCCACUCCUGCUCUUACGCCCUCCUUAGGAAAUGCUGCCUCCUUGGCAGCCCACACAGCCUCCCAGUGGGGCCACACCAGGCAGACACCAUGCCAUGCCCUCACCUUGCACCCUGGUUGCCCUCUGGCUUGGCAUCCUCUCCCACCCUGUGACCACAGAGCUUCACUUGGCCAUGGCCAGCAUCCUGGCGGAGCAGUGCAGCAGCGGAUUUGCAGGGCCUGUCGCGAUCCAUCCUGAAAAGCUACGUGAAACACCCGGGAUCUGGUGGCCAGUGGCUGCUGGGGAGGAGUGGGGUGCUGAGCCCUGGUACCCAUAGGAUGGUCACCCUCUCUGGCCCCCUCGCCCGCCCACUGCCCCUCGGGGUGACCGUGCAGCAGCUCGUCCCACUUUCCUCGGCACCUUCCCAGGCGGCGCAGCAAGCACAUGGAAGCAGCUCCCUCUGCUGCCGCCAGCCCGGCCAGGACCGGCGCGGGGAUGCUGCGGUCUGGAGAGCGGGCGCCGAGCUCCGCCCCGGGCGGGUUGGGGGGUUCGAGGUUCGGCGGCUGGAAAUGUGGAUAGUUAAAUUAUACGUCCCGGAGCGGAGGGGAGCAACGAGAGGCGGGGCCGGCAGGCAGCCCCGGUACCCUCUGAUGGUUGAGUGAGUCCUGCCCGGGAGAGGGGCGGUGUGACGAGCGGGAGUAGCCGGGAAGUGCUGAGACGCUACUGGAGGUGUAAUAAAGUUGGGCUGUCAAGCG